This is a messenger RNA of Eufriesea mexicana, 1830 nucleotides long. RefSeq names its product minor histocompatibility antigen H13. The coding region runs from base 2 to 1135 and encodes 377 amino acids. NCBI's taxonomy places the organism in Eukaryota, Metazoa, Arthropoda, Insecta, Hymenoptera, Apidae. Gene Ontology annotation, biological process: membrane protein proteolysis. Gene Ontology annotation, cellular component: cytoplasmic side of endoplasmic reticulum membrane; lumenal side of endoplasmic reticulum membrane; membrane. Gene Ontology annotation, molecular function: aspartic endopeptidase activity, intramembrane cleaving. The transcript has 6 exons. The record is from RefSeq and is a predicted model, not a curated record.
GAUGGCAGUUGUAGUAAACGAAAGUCUUGUUCAAGUAAAUGAAAAUAUAACGGAAAAUAAUAACUCUAUUACCGCAAGAAUGCCUUCGACAUUUGAGGGAAUAGUCCUUGCUUACGGAAGCCUAUUAAUUAUGGCUAUUUUACCUAUUUUCUUUGGUAGUUAUCGUGCUGUUAAACAUCAUAAGGAACAGCAGCAACAAUAUAAGAAAAGUGGAGAACAGCCAGAAAUAAUGUCUCGUAAGGAUGCAGCAAUAUUUCCUUUCAUUUCCAGUGUUACAUUAUUUGGACUAUAUGUAAUAUAUAAAAUAUUUGACAAGGAAUUUGUGACUCAAAUUUUAGCAACAUAUUUCUUUUUCUUAGGAAUCUUAGCUUUGUGUCACCUUACUAGCCCAAUAAUUUCAUCACUAGUACCUGCAGCAAUUCCAAAAACUCAGUACAAUCUAUUAUUUACUAAGGGUGAAGUAGAUGAGGCAGAAUUUAUUAUCAAUUACAAAUUUAAUCUUCAUGAUAUCGUUUGUCUGAUAUGUUGUUCACUUGUUGGAACUUGGUAUAUUUUAAAAAAGCAUUGGAUAGCUAAUAAUUUAUUUGGUAUUGCAUUUGCGAUUAAUGGAGUUGAGUUGUUACAUGUGAACAAUGUUGUAACAGGAUGUAUUUUGCUUUGUGGGCUCUUAUUCUAUGAUGCAUUUUGGGUAUUUGGUACAGAUGUAAUGAUAACAGUUGCGAAAUCAUUCGAAGUUCCAAUUAAAUUAGUGUUUCCUCAAGAUAUAUUGGAAAAAGGAUUUACAGCCAACAAUUUUGCUAUGUUGGGUCUAGGUGACAUUGUUUUGCCAGGAAUUUUCAUUGCUCUUUUAUUACGGUUCGACAAUAGCUUGAGUAGAAAAACAAAUGUCUAUUUUUACUCAACAUUUUUUGCAUAUUUCAUGGCAUUGUUAGCGACAAUGUUCAUUAUGCGUUUUUUCAAUCACGCACAACCGGCACUGUUAUAUUUAGUACCAGCUUGCCUAGGUACCCCUCUACUUUUGGCAUUAGCCAAAGGAGAUUUAAAAGCACUAUUUUCUUACGAAGAUCAUCCACUUAAUAUAAAACAAAUGGAACAAUCAGUACAAACACAAGUAGAAACAAAAAAGGAUACGUGAUAUUCGUAUUUAAGGUGAUGAAUGUAAUAAAAGUUUCAGCUGCAUUAUUAUGCUGUUACCAUUUUAAAUUUAUAGUAUGUAGGGAGAAAAUGAUAGUUUGUCUUAUGCGCAAGCUGUACAAUCAUGAAAUUUAAAAGUGUUAUAAGUACAAUACAUGUAGUUAUAUUCUACAUGCAUACUGUGAGAUUUAAACUUACAUUUGGUUCAUAUUCAUACAUUUAAAGUCAAUUGAGUCAGUAAUUUAUAAUUUAUUGUAUAUUUGUAUCAGUUUUUAUAAAGAUGCACACACACACAUACACACACGCGCGCGCGCGCACACACAUACACAUUGCGUGCGUGCGUGAGUGUGUGUUUAGAUAAAUAUUAGUUAAUUUAUGAAGAAAUUAUUCAAGAAUAAUAGUAAGUAAUAUGGUUUUUUUUUUUCAGAUGAAUUGUUUUCUAUAAAUAAAAUAAAAUAAGUAAAUGAGGAUUUACAUUAAUACUAGGGUUCUUACUUAUAACAUACCCGGUUUACUCGUGCAAUACCCAGGUAGAUAAAAAUUACUCAAAAACUGGGGUACCUCAUAAAAUACACGAGAUAGUUGAAACCAUCGAUAUGAGAGGUCGAAACAAAAGAAUGCAUAGUUUUAAGUUUAAAGAUACGAAAAAAACCAUAUCACAGCCGGAAAACAAAAAUUUAAUUACAACUUAUUUAA